Messenger RNA from Punctularia strigosozonata HHB-11173 SS5, 567 nucleotides. RefSeq lists its product as uncharacterized. The record is from RefSeq and is a predicted model, not a curated record. The transcript is spliced from 8 exons. NCBI's taxonomy places the organism in Eukaryota, Fungi, Basidiomycota, Agaricomycetes, Corticiales, Punctulariaceae. The coding region runs from base 1 to 567 and encodes 188 amino acids.
AUGCUCAGGGGCGGCUCGGAGCUGACCAUUGCAGGAAAUGGAGUAGGCGAGCCUAUGAAUGUGGGUCAUAUUCUAUGCAUCGAGUCGCUAUCGUUCUUUUCCGCACCUGUAUUGACGGACGACGGAUUUCUUGGUUGGGCUCGCGCUAUUGGCUACGACGAAGAAUGCCUGGACAUCAACCUCGGCGCUCCCCAGCAGGCCAACCUUGGCGACGGCAAUGGCACACUGAAUCAAACAGCGGAGUUCCGUGCUAGCUUCAAUCUCCCAAUCAUCGGGACUUGCCUGGAGGGUCUCACGGGCGGUGGUCAUUUCAGGUAUUGGCGACAGGAUGGGCCACUUGCAAAUACCGGAGCUCUCUUCCUUGCCGUUUCCCAGGAGGAGGGACUCCUGACAGGUCAGACCAUCGCUCCAGAUGGUUAUAACGUCGGAAGGGAUGCGUUCGUAGCUGCCGCAAGCGGCUCCGUUAGCUCUGGCGGCAUCACAUACACAACGAUAGCCCAGAAUAUCACAUGUCUUCUGCUUGCCGGAAGUUCCGGUAUCAACCAAGGUCGGUCCAAGAGUCAUUGA